AGUUCAAAACUCUGACUCGGCAAAGGAUGCAUUGGCCAAUCUUGAAGUUCCGGUGGGUUGCGUUAUUGUUGAGGAUGGGGAAGUUGUUGCCUCAGGAAGAAAUCGAACAAAUGAAACAAGAAAUGCUACAAGACAUGCGGAGAUGGAAGCAAUUGAUUUUCUAGUUGAACAGUGGCAGAAAAAUGGACUUUCACCUCUUGAAGUUUCCGAAAAAUUCUCAAACUGCAUGCUGUAUGUUACUUGUGAGCCGUGUAUAAUGUGUGCAGCAGCCUUAUCAUAUCUUGGAAUAAAAGAGGCAUAUUAUGGAUGUGCAAAUGAUAAAUUUGGAGGUUGUGGAUCUAUACUAUCACUGCAUACCAGCUGCUCUCAGCUUCCCACUAGUGGAUUUGCCUCAUCAAAAAAGGGUUUCAAAUGCACUGCUGGAAUAAUGGCUUCUGAAGCAGUCUAUCUUCUUCGGAGCUUCUAUGAGCAAGGAAAUCCGAAUGCUCCAAAGCCUCACAGACCUCUAAAGCAGCGGGUAUAGAAGUACAAGUAUCAGUGUUUCCUUCAACUUCUGGUACGAGAGUGGGACCAAGAAAAGGAGCAUUACAAUUGAUAUGUGGGCCUAUUUAAUUAGUUAGGUGGGCCAGAGAGCCCAGAACAGUGAGCAGGAGUGAAAGAACCUUAUGUCACAUGGAAAAGGACAGUAAUGGGCGCUAAAAAGAAGCUCAGUUCUUCUCGCCUUUUGUGGCAGGAAUUAUACAAGCUUGUACUGUUAUAACAAUCGAGAAGUGUGGUGGGAUGGUUGAGAUCACCCACUUUAAGUAGAAGUUUUGAGUUGAAGAGUUGAUAAUAAGAACCUCUUGAUCGAGAAUGCUGUCUCUCGCAUAAACCUAUCCGACGCGAAUCCAAAUUAGUUGGAGGCUGGUAGUUUUUGAGUAUCAGAUGCCUAAAAAAUCGAUCUUGCAGUAGCAUAUCCGACGCGAAUCCAAAUUAGUUGGAGGCCGGUGUUUUUUUGACUACCAGAUGCCUUAAAAAUCGAUUAAAUUAUAUUGAUAGUUUAAAAGCUUUAUACAUUAUCAGAGUAUGUAACUUAGAUCCUUUAUGGGUAUUAUCAACUUGUUAGCUAGAAAAAUAAGUGAAUUACCAGUAAAAUUCUCCAGUAUAUGUAUGAUGCAUCUUUUCAUUA
This is a messenger RNA of Nicotiana tabacum (common tobacco), 1168 nucleotides long. NCBI's taxonomy places the organism in Eukaryota, Viridiplantae, Streptophyta, Magnoliopsida, Solanales, Solanaceae. The record is from RefSeq and is a predicted model, not a curated record.